AAUACCUCCACAAGAUAUGCGAAACUUCACCUGAGCUGCCACUUGGAUCUCAUCUUUUUUACCAAGCACAAUGGGACCCUUAGCGGGGAGAAGCUUUUUAUUGAAACUCUUCUCUGUUAUACUCCUGUCAGGGGCAUAUUUUCAGUGGGUUGAAGCCCAACACUGUGUGUGGUACGGUGAGUGUGGGAAGUCCAAAUACGUGCCUGAAAAAAAGUACAACUGCAACUACAACGGUUCCGCUGUCCCACUAAAUCCCGACGACUAUGAACUUCUCACGGAGGUUUGUCCUGGGUACAACUAUGGAAACCGAAGUCUCUGCUGUAAUGUUGACCAGCUGCGCACUCUCAAAGGAAGUCUCGAGCUGCCCCUUCAGUUCCUGUCUCGUUGUCCGGCCUGUUACUUCAAUCUGGUGAACCUCUUUUGCGAGCUGACAUGCAGUCCCCACCAGAGUCAGUUCAUGAACCCCACUUCAGUCAAUGGUUCCAGUGUGCUGGAAGUGCAGUACUACAUUGGACAAACAUUUGCUAAUGCCAUGUACAAUGCCUGUAGGGACGUCCAGGCACCAUCAAGCAACGUGAAGGCCUUGUCACUCCUCUGUGGCAAAGAUGCCAAGUACUGCAAUGCAACUAACUGGAUUCAGUACAUGUUCAGUACUAGCAACGGACAAGCUCCCUUUCCUAUUGACCCCAUAUUCUCGGAUGUCCCGGUAUCUGGUUACACUCCAAUGAACAAUAAGACAUUUGCGUGCACUGACGUCCUAGACGAUGGUUCAGGUCCCUGCUCCUGCCAGGAUUGCGCAAAGUCCUGUGGCCCCAAACCAGUACCUCCUCCUCUUCCCCCGCCCUGGACCAUCCUCGGUAUUGAUGCAAUGACUAUCAUCAUGUGGAUAUCUUACAUGGCCUUCCUGCUUAUAUUUACUGGAGUGGUGCUCGGAGCUUGGUAUUACAGGAAACACACCAUCAUGUCUGAGUAUGGUCCCAUUUUGGACAGCAAUAACCCCUUGUCACUCAACGGUGAUGAUCCUUCCCAAGUGAAUGCAUCAUGCUGUGAAACGCUGGGUGAACGCUUUGAGAAUACCCUGCGGAUCAUCUUCAGUGCCUGGGGUUCCUUCUGUGUGCAGUAUCCCGGUCUUGUCAUACUGGGCAGCAUCAUAGUGGUGACAGCCUCCUCCGGGGGCCUGGUCUACAUGCAGAUCACCACCGACCCCGUUGAUUUGUGGUCAUCUCCCAGUAGCCAGGCUCGUCAAGAGAAGGAUUACUUUGACAGUAACUUUGGACCCUUCUUCAGAACUGCGCAGCUCAUUAUAACCACUCCACUCAAUGACACUUACAUCUACUCUCCAUACGUUGGAGGAUCAGACGUCCCGUUUAAUGCUAUCCUGGGUAAAGACAUCCUGCAUCAGGUGCUCGACCUGCAGCUAGCCAUCGAAGGCCUAGUAGCUACAUAUGACGGCCAUGACGUCACCCUGAAGGACCUCUGCUUGGCUCCGCUGGCCCCAUACAAUAACAACUGCACCAUCUUGAGUGUCCUAAACUACUUCCAGAAUAGCCACGCUGCGUUGGACCACAUGAAAGGAGAUGCCUUUUAUGUCUAUGCUGACUUUCAUAGCCACUUCCUCUACUGUGUCAGUGCUCCAGCAUCCCUCAACGACACCACCGUCCUUCAUGAUCCCUGUUUGGGCACCUUUGGUGGCCCCAUCUUCCCUUGGCUGGCACUUGGGGGUUACGAUGAAACAAACUACAACAAUGCCACUGCCCUGGUGAUCACCUUCCCGCUGAAAAACUACCUGAACGACAGCGUCAGCACAGGCAAAGCUCUGGCAUGGGAACAAGAAUUCAUCAGCUUCAUGAAGAAUUUCAGUAACCCCAAUCUGACCAUAGCCUUUAGUGCAGAGAGGAGUAUCGAAGAUGAAAUCAACCGAGAGAGCAACAGUGAUAUCCGCACGAUAGCCAUCAGCUAUGCCAUCAUGUUCGUCUACAUCUCCCUGGCCCUGGGACACAUCCAAAGCUUUAGGAGACUUUUGCUGGACUCUAAGAUUUCUCUGGGCAUAGCGGGUAUCCUGAUUGUUCUGGGCUCUGUGUCCUCCUCACUGGGGAUCUUCAGCUACGCCGGUGUCCCCCUCACGCUCAUUGUAAUCGAGGUCAUUCCCUUCCUUGUGCUUGCUGUCGGCGUGGACAACAUCUUCAUUAUAGUGCAGACGUACCAGAGGGAUGAGCGGCUGCAGCACGAACAACUUCAUCAGCAGAUUGGUCGCAUUCUUGGAGACAUUGCCCCUAGCAUGUUUCUCUCCUCCUUCUCUGAGACUGUGGCUUUCUUCCUAGGAGCGUUGUCCAACAUGCCCGCAGUGAGGACUUUCUCUCUUUUUGCUGGCCUAGCAGUUUUUAUUGAUUUCCUGUUGCAGAUCAGCUGCUUUGUCAGCUUGCUCGGCUUGGACGCCAAAAGACAGGAGGGGAAUCGGUUGGACAUCCUAUGCUGUGUGAAGCUGCCAGAAGGACAGGAAGCCAAGACAGACAGUUUGCUCUUCCGCUUUUUCAAGAAAGUCUAUGCGCCAUUCGUCCUUAAAGAGUGGAUGCGGCCAAUCAUAGUCGCAGUGUUCGUGGGAAUGAUCUCCUUCAGUAUCGCUGUGGUGAAUAAAGUGGAGAUUGGACUGGACCAGAAACUGUCCAUGCCUGAUGACUCCUAUGUGCUGGACUACUUCAAGAACCUGAGCGAGUAUCUCCAUACGGGACCCCCGGUGUACUUCGUGGUAGAAGACGGUCUCAACUACACCACCCGAGAUGGCCAGAACGCUGUGUGUGGGGGAGUGGGCUGUAACAACGACUCCCUGGUCCAGCAAGUUUACACCGCCUCACUGAUUAGCAACUAUUCAACCAUAGCCUACACACCGUCCUCCUGGCUGGAUGACUUUUUCGACUGGGUGAAGCCUCAGUCGACCUGCUGUCGAUACUACAACAGCUCUGGGAUCUUCUGCAAUGCCUCGGUGGUAAAUUCGUCCUGCGUGUCUUGUCGGCCUUUGACUCCCAGCGGAAAGCAGAGGCCUGAAGGGGAAGACUUCAUGCGGUUCCUCCCCAUGUUCCUGGCAGACAAUCCGAACCCCAAGUGUGGGAAAGGUGGCCACGCAGCCUACGGCUCAGCGGUCGACCUGAAACCUAAUGACGCAGGGAUCGGAGCCACGUACUUCAUGACGUACCACACCAUCCUGAAGGAGUCCCCGGACUACAUAGAGGCUUUGAAAAUGGCUCGAAUCCUGGCGAGCAACAUCAGCCAGUCGAUGAACCACAAAGUGUUCGCCUACAGCGUCUUCUAUGUGUUCUACGAGCAGUACCUCACCAUAGCACACGACACGGCCCUGAACCUCUGCGUGUCGCUGGCGGCCAUAUUCGUGGUGUCGAGCGUGCUGCUGGGCUUCGAGAUGUGGUCGGCCGUGCUGGUGUGCAUCACCAUCGCCAUGAUCCUGGUCAACAUGUUCGGCGUCAUGUGGCUGUGGAGCAUCAGCCUCAAUGCGGUUUCCCUCGUGAACCUGGUCAUGUGCUGUGGCAUCUCGGUGGAGUUCUGCAGUCACAUUGUUCGAGCCUUUUCCAUCAGCGUGAAGAAGAAUAGAGUGGAGCGGGCUCAGGAGGCCCUGGCUCACAUGGGCAGCUCUGUUUUCAGUGGGAUCACAUUAACUAAGUUUGGAGGCAUCUUAAUCCUGGCGCUUUCCAAGUCGCAGAUUUUCCAGGUCUUCUACUUCCGGAUGUAUUUGGCCAUCGUGUUGCUCGGGGCGGCGCACGGCCUCAUCUUCCUCCCUGUUUUGCUCAGCUACAUAGGUCCGUCAGUGAAUAAAGCAAAGGUGUUUGCUGCUAACCAGCGUUACACUGGAACAGAAAGGGAGCGCCUCCUCAACUACUAGCCGCCUGUGUGGGACAGUGAACAAUGUGCUGCUUGUCUGCGAGGGACUGUGUGGGUGUGAGCUCAAGCUGAUUCCAUGUUCACUGACAUACUCAUCAGCAUCGCCACUACUAUGCAUGGAUUUAACUCAGGAAUAAACUUGGGAAUGGGAAUAGAAAUGCCAGAGGCCUUGUCCAACUGCAUACUCACCGAAGAAUUUGGGGGCCCUCCAGUCCUCCUCCGGUCCUCCACCUCCUCACACUACAGGACUAGUAUGUCUUCAGUAUUUGAAGCAACAUUCGUCACGAAACGGAGACUUUGAAAGCCGCAUUCUGAUGCCUCUCAUACUUCCCUCACUGUCAGUCAGUUCGCUAACCUGUGAGAUCGGGAACAUGCAAAAGGGUGAAACUGUUCAGUUUUUAUAUAUAUAUACAUAUAUAUAUUUACCAGAAAUAUAAACAUGUAAAAAGAAGGAUUUUAGUUUACUUGGAAGUAGCAUUUUUAUUUUAUUUUUCUUUCGUGUGUCCAUUUGAUAUUAUGAAUCAUUUCUUGUCUGAAACACAACUGGAGCUAACAUGACAAAAGUGGUAUCACAGGCUUUUUUAUAAUACCUGGCAUCAACACAAAUCUCACCCUGGGCUGUGUGCACGUACUGCACAAAGAAUGAAGCUAGCUAACUCAGAACAAUGUUGGGAGAAAAAGGAGUCUCGGCCCACUCUGUGUUUGGCAUUAGAAAAAAAAAAAAAAAAAAAAAUAAGACGUCUUCUUGUUUCCAAAUCAGAAAACUGGAACACAAACCAAACCAAAAAAAAAAAAAAAAAAAACAGCCGAUAUGGUCACAGUUGUCACUAUCGGUUUUGUCUGUUGGUGUCCAAGCUGCUUCCCACCUGUUCUGAAUUUAUUUCCUCCCUCGUACUUUUUUUUUUUUUGCAUUACCAAGUGCCACAUUGCAUUUUGCAUUUUAGGUGUGGCUUUUCGGAUUUUUAGAUAAUAGAUGAUGUGUAGAUGGUCUAACAUGGUUUGGGAUACAUGUUGAUGCCAGUUGUCAAGGAUACCACGGUGCUAAUAAUGGUUUGAAGUUUAAAAUGAAACAUUUUGCAGUUACUGAACAAAACGUUUGUUGCAUCGAGAGGUGGAGACAUGAAGUUUUACUUUUACCUUUAAAUAAUCUUGCACAAAGCUAAUUUAGAUUUCUUCCAUAGUUGUCUAGAUUAUGUUGAUAAAAAAAUACCGUAUAACUGUUUAAUGGUACCAUUCCUUCACCUUUUAAUUUAUUUAUUUUAGUUUUGUUAACAUUGUGUUACCCAUGCAGACAGUGUCCUCUCCGGUUGUUUCCAAGGGUGAGAAAAACAGGAGCUUUGUGUGGCCUGUCAGAACAUUGUUCCUGUGUAACACCUGGAUUUCACCACAGUGAUGUGUUCCCAUGAGUUUCAUUUGAAUAAGGUCGAACUAUCACAGGGAACAUUGUGCCCAGAGCGUGUUCUGCUCUGAAGAACCUUGAAGAACCUACUGUCACCAUUCCUUGUUUUUGUUUUUCUGAUGUCAUCUUACUUUUUUCCUCUCACAGAGCUUUAAUGUUUUUGGGAAUGUUAAAAAAAGAAAAAGAAAAAAAAAGAACUGUGUACAAAAAGUUUAAACCCAUAUGUGAAAAUGCUGUUGCUUGUUAACAGUGCUCUGCAUUGACGUGGGCAAAUCAUGAACAUUAUAUACAUGUGGAAAGGGUUUUAACAAAGCAUUGGGAUUGUUUAGUUUUUAACAGUUUUAACAUUAAAUAGUAUCUUUAACACAA
Messenger RNA from Mugil cephalus (flathead mullet), 5656 nucleotides. It is a transcript of the gene npc1, whose product is annotated as Niemann-Pick disease, type C1. The coding region runs from base 71 to 3889 and encodes 1272 amino acids. Gene Ontology annotation, cellular component: membrane. The transcript is spliced from 25 exons. Gene Ontology annotation, molecular function: lipid carrier activity. NCBI's taxonomy places the organism in Eukaryota, Metazoa, Chordata, Actinopteri, Mugiliformes, Mugilidae. The record is from RefSeq and is a predicted model, not a curated record.